Messenger RNA from Cynara cardunculus var. scolymus (artichoke), 777 nucleotides. Its product is annotated as secretory carrier-associated membrane protein 1-like. Gene Ontology annotation, cellular component: recycling endosome membrane; trans-Golgi network membrane. The record is from RefSeq and is a predicted model, not a curated record. The transcript has 11 exons. Gene Ontology annotation, biological process: protein transport. The coding region runs from base 1 to 777 and encodes 258 amino acids. Lineage: Eukaryota; Viridiplantae; Streptophyta; Magnoliopsida; Asterales; Asteraceae.
AUGGGUAAUCAUCAGAACUCAAGACCAGAACCUGCUGACUACGGUGGUGGUUCUAAAGAUGAUGUGCCUCUUAAUAGUACCAAUGAUUUGAGAGCGAAGGAGAAGGAACUCGAAGCCAAGGAGGCUGAGCUGAAUAGGAGGGAAGAGGAACUAAAGAGAAAGGAAGAUGCCAUUGCAAGAGCUAGGAUUUUUCAAGAGGAAAAGAAUUGGCCACCUUUUUUCCCUCUAAUUCAUCACGACAUUCCGAAGGAAAUUCCGCUUCAUCAACAAAGAACACAGUAUGUUGCUUUCACAACGUUGCUAGGUAUAGUAGUAUGUCUCAUAUGGAAUCUUGUAGCAGUGACUGUUGCCUGGAUUGCAGGCGAAGAUCCGGAAAUUUGGUUUCUUUCUGUUAUCUAUCUCAUAACGGGAAUUCCUGGGGCUUACGUCUUGUGGUAUCGUCCAUUAUAUCGUGCUAUGAGGACCGACAACGCUUUCAUGUUUGGAUUCUUCUUCUUCACAUACACAUGUCAUAUUCUCUUCUGCCUAUAUGCUUCUAUUGCUCCUCCUAUGAUCUUCAAGGGGAAAUCUCUUACAGGGAUUCUACCGGCGCUUGAUAUUUUACCCGGUAACACUAUAAUUGGGUGUUUCUACUUUGUUGGAUUUGCAUUCUUCGCUAUUGAAUCAACGAUAAGCAUCUAUGUCAUUCAGCAAGUUUAUAGGUAUUUCCGUGGCAGCGGAAAAGCUCAGGAGGUGAAGCGUGAUGCUAAAAGAUCGACUACGAUGGUAGCAUUAUGA